This is a messenger RNA of Nannizzia gypsea CBS 118893, 372 nucleotides long. Its product is annotated as transcription elongation factor spt4. NCBI's taxonomy places the organism in Eukaryota, Fungi, Ascomycota, Eurotiomycetes, Onygenales, Arthrodermataceae. Gene Ontology annotation, cellular component: nucleus; DSIF complex. Gene Ontology annotation, biological process: mRNA processing; chromatin organization; positive regulation of DNA-templated transcription, elongation. Bases 1 to 372 code for a protein of 123 amino acids. Gene Ontology annotation, molecular function: RNA polymerase II complex binding; zinc ion binding. The record is from RefSeq and is a predicted model, not a curated record. The transcript is spliced from 4 exons.
AUGGCGUCCGGGUCCUUCUAUGUCUCAGCCAGCCAGCAGCGCUCUCUGCGCGCAUGUAUGGUCUGCUCCAUCGUCCAGCUACACAACAAAUUCAUGAACGAAGGCUGCCCCAACUGUGAAGCCGUGCUGAACCUCCGCGGAAACACCGAAGCGAUACAGGAUUGUACCUCGCAGGUCUUCGAAGGCUUGGUCGCGCUGGCGGACGAGCGGACCUCCUGGGUAGCUCGUUGGCAGAGACUGGACGGAUAUGUCCCUGGAACAUACGCUGUGAAGGUCGUGGGAUCGCUUCCGCCGGAGGUAUUGAGUGACUUGGAAGAGGCGGGGAUAACCUAUAUUCCGAGAGAUGGAAGUGCCGCCGAUAAUGAUGGUUGA